Molecule: messenger RNA, 677 nt
Organism: Austrofundulus limnaeus
Lineage: Eukaryota; Metazoa; Chordata; Actinopteri; Cyprinodontiformes; Rivulidae
Gene: smim11
Product: small integral membrane protein 11
Exons: 3
Coding region: 62-271 (69 amino acids)
Source: RefSeq, a predicted model, not a curated record
UCCCGCCUCCCUUGGAUGAGCACUURUAGCAGGUUUGGUUGCGCCGCUGCUGACAGCAACGAUGAUGAUCAACUGGAAGGUUUUGGACAAUGUCCCCCUCCUGUUUUACAUCCUGGCCCUGAAGACACUGCUGCUGUGUUUGGCUUUUGCUGGGGUGAAGAUGUACCAGAGUAAAAAAGCAGAGGAGGCUCUGAAGAAGCAGAAGCUGGCAGAGAGGAAGAAACUGGCCCAGCAGACCCAGGAGCUCAUCGACAACCUGAAGGAGGACUGACCAGCAACCUGCAACAUCACAGAUGAGUUAUCUCCCACUGAGUUGGAUUUCUGUCAGAAACAGGAGGACCUGGCUGCAUGGCAGGAAGCUGAUUGUGAUUCUCAUACUGGGACUUUGUGCCACACUUACACCAUUUGGUGUUUUCUUUUUACGGGAAAACAUUUAAAGCAGAAACCAGYUGUACCUGUGGAUGAAUGGAGUUAAAAAACGGACUACUUUUUUUUUAUUUUUUUUUACGAAAAACCUACAGCUUCAUACUUUUAUAUGUCAAAYUGACUGAAAACAUCCUGUUCUGCUUUUUUGUUUGGCCUUAUUUUUAAGAUUUUCAUGAUGGUGAAACUUUUAAGCUUGUGAGACAGAUUAUUGUUUGUUUACUAAUUUAUAUUAAAUGGUUUGUUCCACAUAU